Molecule: messenger RNA, 2585 nt
Organism: Pelodiscus sinensis (Chinese soft-shelled turtle)
Lineage: Eukaryota; Metazoa; Chordata; Testudines; Trionychidae
Source: RefSeq, a predicted model, not a curated record
AGCCCGGCCUCCUGCUGCUGGCCAUCAACACCCUGCGCAAGGACUGCUCCGACCCCAGCCCCGUGCUGCGGGGCCUCGCCCUGCGCAGCCUCUGCAACCUCAGGAUGCCUGGCAUACAAGAGUACAUCCAGCAGCCUAUUCUCAAUGGCCUGCGAGACAAAGCCUCCUAUGUGAGGAGAGUAGCUGUGCUUGGCGCUGCGAAGAUGCAGAAACUCCAAGGUGACGCUGAAGUGGAUGGCGUGCUGGUGAACGAGCUAUACAGUUUGCUUCGGGACCAGGAUCCCAUUGUAGUGGUAAAUUGUCUGAGGGCUCUAGAAGAGAUUCUGAGGCGGGAAGGAGGAGUUGUCAUCAACAAGCCCAUCGCCCACCACCUUCUCAAAAGAAUGUCUGACUUAGACCAGUGGGGACAGAGUGAGGUGCUGGCCUUCCUGCUGCGCUACAAACCCCGCAGUGAGGAAGAACUUUUUGACAUCCUCAGCUUACUAGAUGAAUACCUCAAGAGCAGCAGUCCCAGUGUUGUGAUGGCAGCUACCAAACUCUUCCUGGUGCUGGCCAAGGACUUCCCACAGGUACAGAUAGAUGUGCUGAUUAGAGUGAAGGGGCCGCUGCUGGCUGCCUGCACCUCUGAGAGCCGGGAGCUCUGCUUCACUGCCCUGUGUCAUGUGCGCCAGAUCCUGGGCAGCCUGCCUGGCCACUUCAGCAGCCAUUACAAGAAGUUUUUCUGUUCCUACUCUGAGCCCCACUACAUCAAAUGCCAGAAGAUGCAAGUGCUUUGUGAGCUGGUGAACGAUGAGAAUGUGCAGCAGGUGCUGGAGGAGCUGAAGAGUUACUGCACUGACGUGUCGGCUGAGCUUGCCCAGGCAGCCAUCUUCUCCAUAGGCAGCAUUGCCAGGACGUACACAGAGCAGUGUGUGAGGAUUCUAACAGAGCUCCUAGGGCUUAAGCAAGAACAUAUCAUUUCAGCUGUGGUGCAGGCUUUCCGAGACCUGGUGUGGCUGUGUCCUCAGUGCACUGAAGCUGUGUGCCAGGCUCUGCCCGGCUGUGAGGAGACCAUGCAGGACAGUGAGGGCAAGCAAGCGCUGAUCUGGCUCCUGGGAGUGCAUGGGGAGAGAGUUGCCAAUGCACCCUAUGUUUUGGAGGACUUUGUCGAGAAUGUGAAAUCAGAGAUGUUCCCAGUGGUAAAGAUGGAGUUGCUGACAGCUCUGGUCCGACUCUUCCUGUUUCGUCCUGCAGAAUGUCAGGACAUUCUUGGGCGACUGCUCUACUACUGCAUAGAGGAAGAGACUGAAAUGGUGGUACGAGAUCGGGGGCUAUUCUACUAUCGUCUCUUACAAGCUGGUGUAGAAGAAGCAAAGCGGGUUCUGUGCAGCCCCAAGUCUGAGCCCUCCCUGGGGCUCCUGGCAGAUCAGACUGAGCAACCUGUGAACAACUGGGCUUCUGAGUUUAACACAUUGGUGCCUGUAUAUGGGAAAGCAUGUUGGACUGUUGUCACUGCUAACUGGGCAACAGAACCUCACUGUAGAGGCUUUCCCUGUGCUCCUCCCGUGACUGCAGGAACAGAGUCACUGAUUUUGGCCGGGAAUAAGGAAGUUCUUCAGGUUCAUUCGGACGUGGGUGGCUUGACUUUAAUCCCCAGGGCGAACUUGACAGCAGAGGAAUUUGAGAAGACCUGGCUGAGUCUAGAUGUGAGCUGCCAGCAGGUUCUGCCCUGGCAUGGAGCUGCUCAGCCAGAUACCAUACAGGCUGCACUUCAGGUCGUCCACAUUCAGACUAUUGCUCUGAGCAAAGCUGGUGCCCAGCCAUGGAAAGCCUAUCUCAGUGCCCAGGACGAGUCUGGCUGUCUCUUCCUCGCAGAACUGCUGCUCGAGGCCGAGAGCUCAGAGAUGCAGGUUUCAGUGAAGCAGAGUGAGGAGAGGACUGAAGCACUGCAACUCUUUAUCUCAGUGUUAAGAACUGUAAUGGGGACCAUCCUAGGGCUGAAAUCCUGAUUACUCUAAGGCCUUGUUUCUUAAACUGUGUUGCGUGGAGAACUCAGGUGUGCCGCGACCGUCUGAGGAAAAAUAACGGCCGCUAGACCCUCUGAGACGCGGCGAGUGGAGUGCAGGGUGGAAGAGGUGAGCGAGCGGUGACGCGGCUGGAAAUGAGGCGGGGCUACCUGCGCUCCUCCUCACGUACUUCUGCGCCUGGCUUGCAAUUGCCUGGGAAAGCUCCGCACCUCGGUUGCUUGCACCCCUUGCCAGAGAGGAGUAGCAUUGCAGGGCCAGCUGUGAUUGGCUGUCUCCGCUGCUGGUCUGGGAAUCCUGCCUGCCAGCUGAGAGAUCUGCCCUACAGCCGCCACCCCAACCGGGUCUUUGAACCACUGCCUUUAGCCCUCACUUGUUACCCAGGACAGCUGAGGGGGGGCCAGAUACAAUGUUCCUUCUUUGUUGGACUUUUUCUUUAUUUAAUGGAUAGCGAUUGACAGGUUACGUUUGGGAUACUUAGAUUAAAAAAGAUGUUCCACGUUUCAAAAAAUGCUUAAAUUAUCAUUGGGCAGUUAGCGAAUAUUGUCAUCAAUAAAAGUGUCGUCUGGUGUUCAAGGGGCA